AUGGGUGGCAUUUGUUCGAGAUCAUGGAAAGCGACGGUAGAUGGUGUAGCUGUAGAUAAUGUACCUGGUGAAAGUUCCAGACAUUCUGCUAAUAAUGGUCAUGCUAAUAUUGACAAUCAAGGUGGAAAUGUAAAUGGAGUGAGUUUUCAGUCGGUUUCUGCCAAUAUAAAUAGUAAUUCCACUUUGCUUCCUCUUGCUGAUGGAUUUCAUAAGCAUCAAAGGGACUCGUUUUCUUUUACUGGCUUGGAAAAGGUUCCGUAUGGGCCGGGUAUGGAGGAUAUCAAUGAUGGGAUUCCUAGAUUGCCUCGGACGUUGUCUCACAAAUCUAGAAAAACUGUUAAGGUAUCAGAAGUGAGUUCCCUCUUGGGCAGAGCUGGUACAGUUGGACUUGGCAAGGCCGUAGAUGUUUUGGACACACUAGUUGCAAACACAAUAGUUAAGGGUGCCAAUCUAAUGCAAUCUCUUUCAAAAGAGAGCAUUAGACAUUUAAAAGAGGUUGUACUGCCAUCUGAUGGAGUGCAAAACUUAGUAUCUAGAGAUAUGAAUGAACUCCUGAGAAUUGCUGCUGCAGACAAGAGAGAAGAAUUGAAAAUUUUUUCUGGCGAAGUUGUGCGUUUUGGAAAUCGAUGCAAAGAUCCUCAGUGGCACAACCUGGAACGCUAUUUUGAGAAGUUAGGUUCAGAGCUUUCACCACAAAGGCAAUUGAAAGAGGAGGCAGAGAUUGUGAUGCAACAAUUAAUGACCUUUGUUCAAUAUACUGCUGAAUUAUAUCAUGAAUUGCAUGCCUUAGACAGGUUUGAUCAGGAUUAUCGACGCAAGCUUCAAGAAGAGGACAGUUCAAAUGCCACACAGAGAGGAGACAGCCUUGCAAUUUUAAAAGCAGAACUGAAGAGUCAAAAGAAGCAUGUAAGAAAUUUGAAGAAAAAAUCACUGUGGUCCAAGAUUUUGGAAGAGGUGAUGGAAAAGCUUGUAGAUAUCGUCCAUUUUCUAUAUUUGGAGAUAAACGAAGCAUUUGGUAGUGUUGAUAUAGAUAAGCAAGUGAAAGAUUCACAAGGCAACCAUAAGAAGCUGGGGGCUGCUGGUCUUGCUUUACAUUAUGCAAACAUUAUCACUCAAAUUGAUACUCUGGUGUCUCGAUCAGGUUCUAUGCCUCCUAAUACUAGGGAUGCUUUAUAUCAAGGGCUGCCUCCUAAUGUAAAAUCAGCAUUGCGCUCUAAGUUACAGUCAUUUCAGGUUAAUGAAGAGCUUACUGUCCCACAAAUGAAAGAUGAAAUGGAGAAAACAUUGAAGUGGCUUGUUCCUAUUGCUGCUAACACAACGAAAGCUCAUCAUGGCUUCGGAUGGGUUGGAGAAUGGGCAAACACAGGUUUCUAUAGGUCUGAUGUCAACUGUAAACCUGCCGGUCAGUCAGACUUGUUGAGAAUCGAAACACUACACCAUGCCGAUAAAGAUAAAACAGAAACAUAUAUACUUGAGCUGGUUGUCUGGCUACAUCACCUAGUCAUCCAAGUAAGAGUUGGUAACGGAGGAAUAAGGUCCCCUGUCAAAUCCCCGAUUCGUUCUCCGAACCAGAAAACGUUGCAACUGUUUACACAAAAAGGCUGCUCUACUUCUCCCUUGUUGACAAUCGAAGAUCAACAAAUGCUUCGAGAUGUUGGCAAGAGGAAACUAACACCAGGCAUCAGUAAAAGUCAGGAAUUUGAAACUGCCAAGACUAGGUUGAGCAAACACCAUAGGCUAAGCAAGAGUAGUAAUCAUUCCCCAAUCAGUGAAAGCAAAAAUGAUAUAUUCUGCACAAGACGGCGGCUACCUUCUAUUCCUUUCAUCGACUUUGAUAUCGACCGAAUAAAGGCCUUGGAUGUCAUUGAUAGGGUGGAUAGCAUUGGAGGUUCAUAA
Vicia faba (fava bean) is the source of this 1896-nucleotide messenger RNA. The record is from the annotation of a GenBank genome assembly. NCBI's taxonomy places the organism in Eukaryota, Viridiplantae, Streptophyta, Magnoliopsida, Fabales, Fabaceae.